Uranotaenia lowii is the source of this 4073-nucleotide messenger RNA. RefSeq lists its product as uncharacterized. Lineage: Eukaryota; Metazoa; Arthropoda; Insecta; Diptera; Culicidae. The record is from RefSeq and is a predicted model, not a curated record. Gene Ontology annotation, molecular function: ligand-gated monoatomic ion channel activity. Gene Ontology annotation, cellular component: membrane. The coding region runs from base 1 to 3822 and encodes 1273 amino acids. The transcript is spliced from 10 exons.
AUGCGUGCUUUAAUAUUAUUAGUGCUGCUCCCUGCCGGAUAUUGCUAUGUAGCUCCAUCUCUAGUUUUUUCAAUCGCGAGUAUAAAACAUCUAAAUUCGGUGAUUUUGUUUCACUGCGAUACAUUCAAUUUGCUCCCCACUCUCAAUGAGCUAACUACCCAUUUUGAGGGCUCAGUGCUAAGUUUGGACAUUAGUGAGCCAUUUUUCUACGAGAACCAUGCGCGUCUCAUGAACUCUGGAUUUUCGCGUUCCGCAUUUGUAGCUGAUUUUGGCUGUUCCCAAAUCAAAGAUUUUCUGAAUUUUUGUUCCGAUCAUUCAUAUUUUAACGCGUCAUAUCGUUGGCUUAUUUUUGAUGUGCUGGAUUUAGAUGAUGCGUUAUGUAUGGCAUCGGAUCUGAACAUAAAUGCUGACACUCGAAUCACAUUUGCUGUUUUGGGGGAUGGUUCUCAGAAUGAACCGGGAUACGAGCUUUUCGAGAUCUACGGAACAAUUCAUCGUCGGGGAGGGAGACUUCAUUGGAAGUAUGUGGCUAGCUGGAACUCCUCAAUCGGAUUAAUUUUUAGCGGAACUACCGAUCAGUAUAAUGUGCGGAAAAAUUUAGAAGGCGUGAAACUUUUGGCGGUGACUAUGACAUUGCAGGAACAUUUGAAUCAAACUUUGGAGGAAUACCUAAGUUGGGUUGGUGCGCCUCAUAAAUACAUUUCAAACCGUUAUGGAUACCGAAUAAGCAAUCUGUUAGCGAGUCAUCUUAACUUUUCGAUUAAAUUCAUCGUCGGCAAAAACUGGGGCUUCGAAACAAUUGGAACCAAUUCUACCAGCGGCGUUAUUGGACAGUUACAGCACAAUUUGGUAGAUUUCUCAGGAACCCCACUGGGGUUGGGUUCGGAACGGAUGGGCUGUUAUGAUCAAUCGAUCGAGAUAAGUGUCGGCAGAAUUUUGACGAUUUUUCGACAUCCAGUGAUCGGCAAACGGAGAAACAUAUUCCUGCAACCAUUCGAGAAUAGCUUGUGGAUCGCGGUUGGGGUUGUUAGCUUGCUAUCGUGUUUAAUCCUUUUUGCUGCGUUCUACACUGAAAAAAGAACUAGCGCGAUCAGCAACUGUCAAUAUUUGCUGGCAACACUGGGAUUCCUGUUCCAGCAAGGCUAUGAUGGAGCCACCUCGAUAAGCUCCUCCAGGAUAAUUGUGCUGGUUUGCGUUGUAUUUUCGGUGAUGCUGUUUCAGUUCUAUUCAACCUUCAUUAUCAGCUAUCUGCUGAUAACUCCACCCAAAACGAUAAAAUCAUUGGAACAACUGCUGGAAAGCGAUUUGAAGUACUCGAUCGAAGAUUUCGUCUACAACAAGUUCUAUUUCAAUGUGAGUAAUGGCUUAGAAUUCCCAAAAUUUGACAAGUUGAAUACCAAAUUUUAUUACAGAGAACCAAAGACAACACAAUCCAGGAACUCUAUCAUCGAAAAGUUCUACCCAAUGAACAAACUGAAUGAACGCGAAAUAUGUGAACUUCAGGAGAUCAAACUUUUCCCGUUCCGUCCGCUGCAUAUAGUUAUGCCCAAGGGUAGUCCGUUGAAGCAGUUGAUACGAGUUUCGUUGGGUCGGCUUAUUGAAACCGGCAUCAUUCAGUACCACCGGAAGCGAUACUAUAUGGAAACUCCUAGAUGUACUACAAAUAGUCUGGCAACGGCUGAAGUUAGCUUCGGUGACAUUUAUAGCUUGUUUGUGAUGUUGGCCAUUUCAGGAGCUGCUUGCGUGGGAAUUUUGUUGGCUGAACUGUUUGAAUAUCGGAUGAGGCUGUUUUCUCCUUAUAAUAAUGCCAUUUACGGAAUAAAACGUCAAUAUUUAAACCAACUGCACCGGAUGACGAUGUACUCGGCCAAGUUGUCGUUAGGAAUCUAUGGCUUUUGGCUGGUUUGCAACGGAUUGGCCGUUCCAAAUGUUAACCUUUUGGGAGAUUACCUGAGAUGGAAACAUUUGAGUUUGAUUAAUGUUUUCCAUUGCUUGGAACAGAGAGAUGGUAAGAUUUGUAUUUUUAAGGAUUUUGUUGUUGUGAGUUUUCAAGCAAAUAAUGAAUUUGGUUUAGAUGUGCUAACGCUUGCUAGAAAUUUGGAAAAUUUGUUCAAACGACAGGUUCACUACCACGACAUUUCCAGUUUUAAUGGCUCCAGCUGGAACCAUUUACAUACAAUGCGGCACGAUUACAUUAAUGUGGGAUCAACGGUUGAUCUGAGUUGUCCGAAAGUUGGAACAUUUUUCGAUGUCAUCUCGGAAAUGGAAUAUUUCAAUGCAUCUCACAGUUGGCUGAUGUUUGGGGAGGGCUCUCUGGAGCCACUCUUCUGUUUGCUCGAAAAGCAGAAUCUGAAUGUGGAUGCCAAAGUAACUUUGGUGGUACCGGAUGAGGUGGAUCGAAAGCUAUACAAAGUUUACGAUGUUUAUAGUGUGAUGAGGAAGCGUGGGACCAAACUGAAUGUAACACUGAUGGGUUCCUGGAAACUGGAAGAUGGGCUUCGAAUUGUUGUGAAUGAAACUGAGUAUGAACGGCGAGUUAACUUCGGGGGGCUCUGGUUGAAAGGUGUGGUAUCGGACCUCCAUCAAGCUAACCACACAAGUUUAGUGGACCAUUUGCUGAGUCGAGACACAGUCACUGGUUAUGCGCUUCAUCGCUACGGAUACAUCAUGUGGCAAUUUGCGAUGAAGAAACACAACUUUACAUUGAAGUUAAUCCGAACCCCAUCGUGGGGUAUGACGAAUACGGAUGGACAUUCUCACGAAGGAAUGAUUGGGCAGCUGGCAGCGCACGAAGUCGAUGUUUGCGUCAAUGCUUUGGCGUACAAAAAGGAACGGAUUGAGACGUUUGAUUACACCGUCACCGUUGGUAUGUCAAAGCGCCUAUUCGUGUUCCGACAUCCACGGUUCGGCCAGAGUCGAAAUGUGUUUCUGCAACCAUUCCGGGUGGAGCUUUGGAUGGCCCUCACGGCACUGAGCCUGCUUUCGGCCGCCCUCCUGUACGGAACUUGCUAUGCCGAAUCCCUACAGGCACCCCACGACAAGGAAAUUCGCGACAAUCGUUCACAAUCGUUGCUCAACGUUUUGGGCAUUUUAUGUCAACAAGGAUUUCUGACAAGAACAUUGUUCAACUCUACUCGAAUCAACCUGUUCAGUAUGCUGCUGUUUUCGUUUUUGAUUUAUCAAUUUUACUCAACAUACAUCGUCGGAUACCUACUGAUAAUUCCGCCGAAAUUCAUGACCAUGUUGGAACAUCUUCUUCAAAGUAAUUUGAAAAUUCUGAUUGAGGACAUCGCCUACAAUAUUGACUAUCUCAAUAGGACAACUGAUCCCGUCGCUGUAGAACUCUACCAGAAGAAGAUAUUGAACGGAGAACGUAACUUCCUGAACGUGACGGAAGGAAUCGAGCGUAUCAAAGAGGGCGGAAGUGCGUUCCUGUUUGACACCGCCUACGGAUAUCCGCUGAUUUCACAGACAUUUACCGAUCACGAAAUAUGUGACCUGCAGGAGAUCUAUCUGUACCCAAUUCGGCCGGUUCAUCUGCCACUGGUAAAGGGUAGCCCCUUUAAGGAAAUGUUUCGGAUAACAAUGCGCAAGGUGGUCGAAACUUCCGUGGCUCAGUAUCAGCAGAAGUUUUUCUUCACCGAACGGCCCAAGUGCUCCCGUAGUGAUUUGGAAACGACGCCGGUCAUUCUGGAACACGUGGCAUCGCUUUUUUUGACGUUACUUUAUAGCAUUUUGGCCAGCGGGGCUAUUCUGAUGGCUGAAAUGGGAUUAAGGUUGGUAAAGAAGCGUUUCAAGGAGAUAUCUGUCAAAGUUGACUAAAUGUGUAUAAUUAACGAAACUUAGUUUGAUCUCAUGAAUAAAAUAAAUGUACAUUUUUUCCUCAAUGAUGAAAGAAAAAAAAGUUGAAGAGGUUGUGCAACACACGACCGUGAAGUUGUCGUAGAAUUACGACAAGAAAAGUUAAAAUCGUUAAUUUCUGUCAAAUUCUGCCGAUAAAAAAAAUCAUGAAAAUUUAAAAAAAAAUCGAAAACAGUGGUGAAUUAUACAUUCAUGUUUUAUUCAUCUUUCAA